ACUGUGUAGUUAUAUUUUAUAAGCUAAAAAGCUAGGAAAUGGCAGAAAUUUCGAAUUCCACUGUGUUUACAAACGAUGCAUCCUCUACUGGUGCUUCCGAUCUUCUUCAACAAGCGUUCCAACAAGUUGUUGAUGAUGAUGAUCAGAACAAUGAAUUCGUCGCAUUUUUACAAAAUGACGACAAUGAUUCUCAAACCAUUCACUUGACUCCGGAACAGGCAGCGGCCUUAGGGUUAACUUUCGAGGUAAAUUCGGGUGAGGAGGUUAUGUAUCAACAGGAUCAAGAUAAUACCAUUUCAACUCUACAACAGAAUGUUUCAACAAAGAAUAACAUUAAUAUACAGGACCAAAAUUCAUUAUCUUCUCAAGAUUCUAUGACAAUUGAUCAGUUAAAUUAUCAACCAGAAGAAGUACACAAGUCUAAUGUUAAUGAAUUGAUUAAAACAGAAUGUAUUGAUUUCCAAGAAUGGCAUAUGCAAAAAGUGUCCGAUAAUGAACAUCUUCAAGUUCAAAAAUUUGAUAAUGAUUUAUCAUUAGAAGAAGUAAGCUUACAUGAUCAAAAUCAUGAAACUCAAUUGAUUGAACAUCAAAAUAAUAUGAUUCAACAGAAUUCAGGUACACAGACAAUAGUUUUAGAACAAUCUAAGGUACAUGCAGUAAAGACAGAUGUUGCACAUAUUAAAAAUAUUCAUGAGAAUGAUUUACAAUAUACUAUUGAAGAUAGCAUAGCACAAAAUCAACUUAAUACAAUACCUAAUUCUCAGGCACAAAUCUUACAGAAACUGCCUGUGAUUUUACCAUCUUCACAAUUUAUUAUAAAACCUGCACAAACUAUACUCAAGCCAGCUAAAAAUAUUAGAUUAUUUCAAGGUUCAAACAAACUUACUAAUGCCACUGUUAAUCCUAUUAGUACUGUACAUUCGCUUAAUGCCAAUUCUAAUCCUAAUUCUGUAUUACUUUCAAAGGCAACUAUAUUAAAUAACUUGUCCCCACAAAUAAUAAAAGCCACUCCCAUAACAGCUCAGUUAUUAAAUACCAGUGGUAUAUCUGCACAGCUUUUGAACACUUCUCAGAUAAUAACGGGUACUUGUGAAAUACAGAAUCAGUCUGUCAGUACACCGCAUAUUACUAAUACUAUAGUAAAUUCAAUGUCUGGAACAACACAGAAUCUUGUUACUUCGCAAAUACGUUUAUCGCCGAUUGUAAAAACAUCUCAACCUCUUCAGAGAGGAAAUGUUCAACAAUUUUUAACUCCGGUGCUAAAAGGUACAUCAAAUGUGCUUCCAAAGACUAACCAAAUUAUAAACAAUACAAGUGUAGCAACAGCUAUUCCUGCACAAUUUUUGAAGUCAGUACAAAUUCAUCCCCAAUUAAUUAAAACAAAAGCCACGAUUAGUAAGAAAACUGCUAUAGCAACUGGAAUGCCAAAAGCUACAGUUAAUUCAAGCGCACCGGUUGUGCUUCGUGCUGCAUCAAUCGUUAAAAGUCAAGAUUUGAAAACCGCAACGACAAGUUCUACAUCUAUUUUAAAACCAACUCAAAUUUCUUCAACACCAAUAUCUAUCUUGAAACCUCAAGCAAAAAUUGCAUUUAAUAAUUCAACCAAGCAAAAUGUAACUGUGACUACUCAAAAUGAUACUAACAUUUCAAACAACUCUGUAAAUGUUUCACCAAAAUCAUCUAUUGUACAACAAGCUGGUGUACUCGAAUCUGGUAAACCACUGCAGAAUGAGGCUAUUAAACAUAAACUUAAUCUCAUAGUAAAUGGCACAAAUCUUAAAAUGAAUAAAAAAAUUAAAACUACUCCAAUUAAAUCAACAGUACUAAGUGAAUCUUCGGACGCAUCAAAACCACUUGGCUCUAGUGAGAAUCCAAUACAAAUAGUUCAACAAGGACAAACAUUUCAUAGUAUGCAACGUUUGACACCAACACAGUUGAAACAAAUAGCACAUGUAUUGCAACAACGCAGUCAAGAAGCAGCUGCUUCAAAUGAAAGAGUUGUAUAUAGAGUUGUAUUUCCUGAAGAACUGGAUUUGCGAAUUAGAAAUCCUAAUAACUUAUUAAAAAGCCGUGGUGGAAAAAGAGGCAGACCAAAAAAAAGUGCUGUUAGACCUUCUUCCUUGCUACCACCUAAGCCACCACCGAUUCCUGAUGAAGAACAAGAAGAAAUAAAAGAUGAAAGAAAAAAGGUUGUAGCCAGAACACGAUCUGGCAGACUUUCUCGGCCUCCAAGGCACAUGGUACGAGAUUACAAACAUUUACAUCAUUUAGAUUUCCUGCAACCUGAUUUAGACGAUUCAGACGGUGGUUACAGUGAUUAUAAUACUAAUAACGAUAAACUUGAAGAAGAAGAGUCUCCUAAGGAAUUAUUAACAGGCUUAGAAGUACCAAAACGUAAAAUAUCAGAUCAUUUUAGAUGUCCUACGUGUAAUAAAAUAUAUUUAGGACGCACUCGUAUGGCGAGGCACUUUGAAAUGCAUCCUGAUCAUGGUAGUCCCGAACAACUACCUCCCCCAACGCCUGAACCUGAAUUAAAACAAAGCGGAGGGCAAGAUCCUUUGAAACGUAAGGGAAAGAAGCGGGGCCCUUGGGCAUACGUUACACCGGAAGCUAAGUCAGAAAGACGUCAGAUAAAGUUAAGAGAAGCUAUUUCUGUAUGCGAAGAUCUUGAGAUAAUAAAGAUAGCAGCAAAGCCAGUACUUAAUGCACAAUCACUGUUUGAUCUGUUAGUACUGAAAUCAGAAAAUAACGUAAGAAAUUUUUUGGAUGAAUUAAAACAAUUAAUGGAUAAGAUACGGGAAAAGGCUGGAACAAUGUUAACAAGUACGAAUAGCGACGAAGAAUCAAAUAAGGAUUUGAUUGACAUCAGUGAAGAAUCUCUUUGUGAUGCUUUGGGUCUUAAUCCUGGUUUAUAUAAAAUUAAUAACGAAGCUCUGAAGAAGGUUGAGACUCCUAUUUGUAGUACAUAUGAUAGCCGGGAACCUCCGCACAAGUUACAAAAAAUAGACAAUUCUGAGGAUGGUAAAGAAAAUUUGGAAGAACGAAUGUCUAGUGGAUUUUCUGAAAGUUCAGAUCUCAGUGUCUCAGACUUUCUGACUGAUAGAAGAAGCGAGGCUGUAACAAAUCCUACUUGUCCAGAGGUACUCUCUGCUUUAACUUUGAUGAGAAGAAAUCCAAGUCCUGUAAAUAGUACAGAGAAUAAUAAAUCUAACAACAUCUCGAAACUUUUAAUCUCAAAUCCAGAGAUUCAGAAUCAAAUAUCAGAUAAUCCCGGUUUUCAAAAGGUCGAUAUCAGUUCGUCAAAAAUUUCGAACUAUCAAAAAUCAGAAAUUCGUAAAGAAAGUUUUACGAAAUUAGGGAACAGUUUAGGAUCAACAGACUUCUGUAAAGUUGAUGGUAAUUAUGAACAAUCUAAGUUAGAGCAUAUAGAGCAAACUUUCAUUAAAUUAGAACCGCCAGAACAGGGUUUUGUUAAGUUAGAAAAUGGUGCUAUGGAAACUUAUCCAAAACAAGAAACUGCACAUUUUGAGAACAGUAUAGAAAAUAGCACUCAGAACUUGGCUAAAGGGUUUCAAAAGUUAGUCUCGAAAAUAAUUCCUAUGACUUCGUCGGAUAUGAAUUGCAUUAAAACUGUAUCAUCUGAUACAAGUUCUAAAGUAAUGCCUGCUACAUCUAGUUGCAAAAUUUCAGACAACCUAACUAUGCUUCAAGAUACGGUACCAAUAAUUUCCAAUAAUUGUGAUACUAAUAUAUUUGGUAGUUCAGAAAAUUUGGAUAUGUCAAAAAUAACUCAGUACGACCAUAUUGCACACUUAGAUAUUUUAAGUACAAGUGGAGUGAUAGACAAAAAUCUAUUAAUCGAUGAAAAAUUAGUUGAACAACUGCAUCUAGUAGAUCAAUCAAAUUUAGUCGAUGAAUUAGUAUCGGAACGACUAAAAAAUAUUAUGCCAGAUAAUAUAUUAGAAAAUAAUUUGAUACCAAAUAAUUCAAAUUUAGACGCGGAUCUUGAUUUCGAAGCGUUAAGCGAAGAAUUUAAUAGGAAUACCAGAAGUUGAUUCUUGGAUAAUUUCCAGCAAGAUGUUCCUAA
Molecule: messenger RNA, 4087 nt
Organism: Osmia lignaria (orchard mason bee)
Lineage: Eukaryota; Metazoa; Arthropoda; Insecta; Hymenoptera; Megachilidae
Source: RefSeq, a predicted model, not a curated record